AUGUACGAACUAUAUACCCGUCGUCCAGCGACAUUCGACGCUUGCACUGAUGUCACUGAUCUCUGCCCUGUUGAAGCAACAGUCCUAGGUUAUGUUCCCAACAAGGGUUCCAGCUAUUUCUUCACCAUCUGUUUCGCGGUCUUGUUCCUCUCUGCUGUGGGAAUAGGUAUUUGGAAGCGAACAUGGACGUAUGCUGCAACAUUGGGAGCAGGUUUACUGCUUGAAACUGUCGGCUACAUUGGCCGCGUACAAAUGAACCCUAAUCCCUGGAAACAAUCGGCCUUCCAGACUCAGAUUUGCUGCAUCAUUAUCGCCCCGACCUUCAUCUGCGCCGCCAUAUACCUCACGCUCAAGCACGUCGCCUUGGCUCUCAACCCAUCUCUGUCACGAUUCCACCCUCGCUGGUAUCCGAGAGUGUUCCUUCCCGCCGACUUGUCAUGCCUCAUCAUCCAGGCUAUCGGUGGUGGUAUCGCAGCGGCAGCCAAGCGUGACCAGCCCGACCUGGCUACCAACGGUAACAGAACUAUUAUCGCCGGUGUUGUUCUCCAAGUCGUUGUUCUGCUCGCCUUCGGUACCAUGGGAGCCGACUACUACCUCCGCGUGAAGAAGUACAUUCACAGCCCAGAGGUUGCCCCUGACUCGCUGCGCGUCUGGCAGGAUAAGAAAUUCCGGCUGUUUGGCAUCGCUGUUACGGUCGCUUACUUUUCCAUUCUCACACGUUGCAUCUACCGAAUUGCAGAGAUGGCUGGUGGUUGGGGUAACCACAUCAUGCAGGAUGAGCCUAGCUUCCUUGUACUUGACAGCACUCUUAUCCUUGUGACAGGCUUCUGCUUGACUGCUUUUCAUCCUGGCAUCUUCUUCCCCCAGAUGGCGGCUAAUAUGCGACGAAACAAGACCACUGAGGGUGAGGCGCCCGCUGAGUCUUCCAGUGAGGAGAGAAAGGUUGAGAACACCCGAAAUGCUUAA
Molecule: messenger RNA, 966 nt
Organism: Fusarium venenatum
Lineage: Eukaryota; Fungi; Ascomycota; Sordariomycetes; Hypocreales; Nectriaceae
Product: RTA1 like protein-domain-containing protein
Cellular component (GO): fungal-type vacuole; plasma membrane
Source: RefSeq, a predicted model, not a curated record